UGCACAAAUUGUCCUGCGCCUCUCUUUUCUGUACUCGCUCUAAGAAUUCUCAAGUCGAAUCUCUGAGAUGGCCGAAAAGAAUAACGAGACCAAUCCCUUCCUCCGGCGCCCUCUCUAUGUUUACGAUCUGCCACCCGAGUUACUGUUCACUCUUACCCUCGCUGGACGAGAUCAACCAGCGUCUCAGCAUAGAGAUGUGUUACCCACGCCUUCUGAAGUAGUGAAUGCCUCAAAUGAAGGCUCCAAUACCCCCUCAACCUCGUGUGCACUGUGCAAAGUUUCCUUCAACAAUGUGCAGGAUCAGCGACAACAUGUCAAGUCCGACUUCCACCGUUACAACUUGAAAUUAAGCAUAAAAGGAACGCCGUCAAUCGACGAGGCUACUUUUAUACGAAUGAUAGGUGACCUCGACGAGUCAUUAUCGGGGUCGGAGUCUGAAGACUCAGAGGAAGAAGACGAAGGGAACAAGCCAGGCGAUACUACGUUGAGCGCACUUCUAAAAAGACAAGCCAAAAUCUCGAACGAAGAUCAGGACGAUGAUGCGAAGGCUACAACAAAAAAAUACUUCGGGACGGCGCCGAUGUUGUGGAUGACGAGUCCGAAACUAGAUCAGGACGUUGGUUUAGGAGUAUACAGAGCGAUCCUGUCGAAUGAAGAGAGGGAGGCUGCAUCUACAAGUCUAGUAGACAUCAUCAAGAAGAAACAAGUCAAGCCAACGACACCCAAGCAAAACGGACACGGAAAGGGAAACCUGGCGCAAAAUGAACCACACUUUUUCCUUUGCAUGAUUGGAGGUGGACACUUUGCCGCCAUGAUUGUGUCAUUGGUGCCAGAAAUCAGGAAAGGACCAGGAGGCAUAGAAGAGCGGCACCCUGUAGUCAGAGCCCACAAGACCUUCCACCGAUACACGACGAGGCGGAAACAGGGUGGAUCGCAAUCGGCUAACGACAACGCCAAAGGAAACGCACAUUCCGCAGGAUCUUCGAUACGACGGUACAACGAGAUGGCUCUCGAAGCAGAUGUGCGCAAUGUUCUAUCCGAAUGGAAAGGCAUGAUCGAUACUGCAGAGCUGCUUUUCAUCCGAGCGACCGGAUCCACAAACAGAAGAACACUUUUCGGGCCUUAUGACGGUCAGGUAUUACGAAGUAAUGAUCAGAGAAUACGAGGGUUCCCAUUCAGCACCAGGCGGGCGACCCAAGCAGAGCUUCUUCGUUCAUUUCAGGAGCUCACGAGGUUAAAAGUGGGCAAGUUGAUGACACCAGAGGAGGAAAAGCGGCAAACAGAAAAGGCUGCACCAAAGGAGCCCAAACCAAAACCUUCAACACCAAAACUCAGCAAGGAAGAGGAAGCAGCACAACUCCAUACGUCACAACUUCAAGCCUUGAUCAGACGUUCGAAAGCUCCCGGCGUGUUAUUAUAUCUGACCAAGAACGAACUCUCGCCAAACUUUUCAUUUUACCCUCCCUCAGAACACCACCACGCACCCACACCGCUACAUCUAUCCGCUUCCACGAACUCACCUGCCCUCGUCACUGGUCUACUCACCAAAGCCAAAGCUGACCCGACCAUCACAAACGACGACGGGAAGACUGCGUACGACAUUGCGGGCGACCCCAAAACCCGUGACGCGUUUCGAGUUGCACGGCACUUGCUUGGUGAGGACGCUUGGGUUUGGACGAAAGCCCACGUCCCGUCGGCACUGAGUCAGGAAGAGGCGGACGGAAAGUUGAAGCAGGAAAAGGCAGCCAGUGACGCGGCAGAGGUGCAGAGACGCAAGGCCGAGCUCGAGCAGAUCCGUGUGGACGAGGAGAGGAGGAAGGCAGGAAAAAUGGAGAGGAAGGCCGGCGCGGGCAGGAGUCUAGGGCAGGCCGUGGCUUUCGAAAAGACGGCGAAUGAGAAGAGGGAAGAAGAGAUGCGUGGUAUGACGCCCGAGAUGAGAAUGAGGAUCGAGCGGGAAAGGAGGGCCAGAGCGGCCGAGGAGAGGUUGAAGAGGAUGCAGCAGGGGACGUGAUGGAUGAGGAGUCGAGCUGUUCUUGUAACGUUGGGUAUGAAAUCAGGAUCUACGAAAGUGUACGGAGUAUGAAAACACAGUACAACAGAUUCAUCUCGAGGCGGUUCUAUACUCAUUCAAUCCACGACCAUUUGAUGAUCAAUGACAAGUCUGAAAACCAAAGAUG
Molecule: messenger RNA, 2177 nt
Organism: Exophiala oligosperma
Lineage: Eukaryota; Fungi; Ascomycota; Eurotiomycetes; Chaetothyriales; Herpotrichiellaceae
Exons: 2
Coding region: 68-2011 (647 amino acids)
Molecular function (GO): zinc ion binding; nucleic acid binding
Source: RefSeq, a predicted model, not a curated record